Messenger RNA from Emericellopsis atlantica, 1746 nucleotides. RefSeq lists its product as uncharacterized. Bases 208 to 1695 code for a protein of 495 amino acids. The transcript has a single exon. Gene Ontology annotation, molecular function: FAD binding. The record is from RefSeq and is a predicted model, not a curated record. NCBI's taxonomy places the organism in Eukaryota, Fungi, Ascomycota, Sordariomycetes, Hypocreales, Bionectriaceae.
UUGUGAUUCGCCUCCAUAUCAAGCCUAUCCACCGCAUAUGAGCCUGUGUGCCAGCUUUUGGUGUACUUAAACUACGAUGCUCCCGGUACAAUGAUCGAACAUCAAGGUUACUAUCUUCAUAAUCAAAUCGAAGUCUUCUUUACUAGUAGGCAACCUGCCUAGCUCCCCUUUUUCCAGCAAUCCCCAAGCAUCGCCUCAGUCCGCACGAUGAGCUCCGUCGCAGACUCUGAACCCGGACGCAUGGAAGCCCACGAGUUCGCCGAGUUACAAGACCAACUACAAGAGCAGGGAAUACGGGUCUGCCUGAGUGAUGGUUCCGAAUGUCCUGACGGGGCUUUGAUGCAUGAUCGAGCAGCUGUCAUCCCUACGAUGACCAUUUCCCCGAAAGACGAACGAGAGGUCCAGAUCAUUCUGCGGACUCUGAAGAGGCUCAAGUUGUACGAGCAAGUCGAAGUCUCAGUCAAAAGUGGAGGCCACGGCUAUUUCAAUGGCGCAACUUGCAACGAUAUCAUGAUUGAUCUGUCGUUGAUGGACAAGCGCAAGAUACAAUCAGAUAUCUUGGAUGUGGAACCUGGCUGUGUUCUCGGGCAGACAAUACAUGUGCUCCACGAGUCCCAGCGAGUGGUACCCCACGGCGAUUGCUUCGGCGUGGGGGUAGGAGGGCAUUUCCUCACGGCAGGAUGGGAUAUCUUGUUGACACGGCUGUACGGCCUAGGCUGCCAGGCCGUCAUCGGGGGCCGAAUCGUCCUGUGGGACGGCACUAUUAUGGAGGUGGACGAGAACAACCACCCUGAUGUUCUACAUACAAUGCGCGGGGGCGCUGCCGCCGGCAUAGGGAUCGUCACCAAGGUGCGGCUCCGGUUGGAGCAAGAACCAGCACAGGUUACGUGGUGUUUUGCAUCCAUCAGUAGGAAACAGCUACAAGGUAUUUUGGUCCCGAAGUGCACGUUCAGCCGAGCCAUGGCACUGCCAAAGGACAUAUCGGUAUCGUUCAGGUUCUACUAUGAGCCAGGCCAGGCGUUUCCUACUUGCUCAUUUAACGUGGUCAGCCUCCUGUCCAUCGGGGACACAAGAGCCCGCAUUGUCGGAGACCUAGGUCCAGAGGCUGCAUCAUUGAUCUUCAACGGGCAAUGGCAACAGGGAUCCGUCCUCGAUUUUCGAAUGCUUCCAGCCACUCAGUCUCUCAUCGACAACCCAGAUGAGCUCCGUGACAUGACUCCUCACAAGCUGCACAACAACCCCCAUGAAUUCUGGCAAACGAAGUGGUGUGCGAGAGAAAUGGGACGGUCAUAUCAAGCAUGUGUUUCCCAGUGGGUAAAGACGCAUUGCGAGUCCAUGUUUCUUUGCCUGUACGCCGCAUUUGAGUCAGCCCAGGGCAGCCCGUGCAGGGAGCGAAUGUCAGCAUUGGUCAUACUUGGGGGCGGAAAGAUGCGAGAGAAGGAUUGCGCGAUGCCUCUAGGACAUGCGCUUGCUCGCUUUGAGCAGCAUUGGGACACGCCAGAGGAGGAGCAACCAUGCCGAGCCAUUACGAAGCAAGUCUGUGACAUUAUCGAGGAGUAUAAGGAUUCUACACCAGGGAGACCAUACCGGGGGGACAUUUGGCUGCUUGACCAGGCGGACGAUGAGGCAUUGGACAGGACGCUGAGGAAGUACGAUACUCGUCAGGUGGUGGAUGGAAGGGCCUUGUCCAAUUGAAAAUAAAUAUAUCUAGACCCUUCGUAGAAUGAAGAACGAUUCCAUCCUUAA